UAACCAUCUCCUGCUGUGAAUCUCUGUAAUGGAACUAGCAGACAGGGCUGUUGGGUUGCUUUUAUCAGUCAUCAGUUUAUCCAUAUUCACAUAUUAUACUUUCUGGAUUAUCAUCCUGCCUUUUGUUGACAGUGACCAUUUUGUGCACAAGUACUUCCUGCCUCAAGAAUAUGCCAUUUUCAUUCCUGUAUAUGCUGGUGUUGCUCUGAUCUGCUUCCUUUCUAUUUUUAUUGGAUAUGUGAUGCUGAAAUCCAAAAAGAAAAAGGCAUAGGAGGAGGAAUCUCUUUGCCUUCAUCGGUUGAGCUUCUAUGACACUGUUUCUUCUCAAGUCCGUUGUCUUAGAUAGUAGUACAAUGUAUUUCCUUUGCAGACUUUUCAGUGCAUUAUUUUCCUCAAGUUUUGAUAGCUAAGGUUGCAUAUUUCAUGAUUUGCUUCAUUAUUUUGGCCAUAAGAGUAGAAUAAAUAAAAUAACAAGCAAGUUGUUUCGGGA
Molecule: messenger RNA, 490 nt
Organism: Salvia splendens (bonfire salvia)
Lineage: Eukaryota; Viridiplantae; Streptophyta; Magnoliopsida; Lamiales; Lamiaceae
Product: dolichol-phosphate mannose synthase subunit 2
Exons: 3
Coding region: 29-271 (80 amino acids)
Biological process (GO): GPI anchor biosynthetic process; dolichol phosphate mannose biosynthetic process
Cellular component (GO): endoplasmic reticulum membrane; dolichol-phosphate-mannose synthase complex
Molecular function (GO): enzyme regulator activity
Source: RefSeq, a predicted model, not a curated record